UCUCUGCAGCACACCCUCUUCACAACCAUUCACAAACACUACUCCGUAGAGGAAUGGAAGAACUUUGCUGCUGCUCAUCCAGAAUGCAUGGAGCAUUUAGCGGCCAGCUCCGGCAGCAGCAACGCAGACCUGGAGAAGCUGUGUGCCAUCGUGGAAGCCGUCCCCACCCUCAAGUACAUCUGUCUGGACGUGGCCAACGGCUACUCCGAGUACUUUGUGGAGUUUGUGAAGACGGUCAGAGGGAAGUUCCCCAAACACACCAUCAUGGCCGGUAACGUGGUAACAGGGGAGAUGGUGGAGGAGCUCAUCCUCUCCGGGGCCGACAUCAUCAAAGUGGGCAUCGGGCCAGGUUCUGUGUGCACGACGAGGAUCAAGACCGGAGUGGGUUACCCACAGCUCAGUGCUGUCAUAGAGUGUGCAGACUCAGCCCAUGGACUGAAAGGACACAUCAUCUCUGUAAGUACAAAAACCAAGUAUUAUUGGGCCGGGGCCGACUUUGUGAUGAUGGGGGGAAUGCUCGCCGGCCACGACCAGUGCAACGGGGAGGUCAUCGAGAAGAACGGCAAGAAGUACAAACUCUUCUACGGCAUGAGCUCCGACACGGCCAUGAAGAAGUACGUGGGCGGGGUCGCUGAGUACAGGGCAUCUGAGGGGAGGACGGUGGAGGUGCCGUACAGGGGAGACGUGGAGAACACCAUCCGUGAUGUGCUGGGGGGGCUGCGCUCCACCUGCACCUACGUGGGCGCCGCCAAGCUGAAGGAGCUCAGCUUGACCAAACGAGUGGAACCUGUGUCGUUGAUCCUGAAGAGAAGGCAGCUCUUCGCUCAGCUGCUUCUCCUGGUCUGA
Messenger RNA from Pleuronectes platessa (European plaice), 846 nucleotides. RefSeq names its product GMP reductase 1-like. The annotation marks the transcript as partial. Gene Ontology annotation, molecular function: oxidoreductase activity. The transcript is spliced from 7 exons. The record is from RefSeq and is a predicted model, not a curated record. NCBI's taxonomy places the organism in Eukaryota, Metazoa, Chordata, Actinopteri, Pleuronectiformes, Pleuronectidae.